Auxenochlorella protothecoides is the source of this 1092-nucleotide messenger RNA. RefSeq lists its product as hypothetical. The record is from RefSeq and is a predicted model, not a curated record. The transcript has 5 exons. The coding region runs from base 1 to 1092 and encodes 363 amino acids. Lineage: Eukaryota; Viridiplantae; Chlorophyta; Trebouxiophyceae; Chlorellales; Chlorellaceae.
AUGCUGUUCCUCGCUGUGCUGGGAGGCGCUGCCGUGCUCGAGGAUGCACAGUCGGAGCUGUCUGCCAUUCGGCAGCAGAAACAAGCAGUGGAUGCCGAGCUGAGCGGACUGGAGGCCAGGGCCACCCAGCUGCAGGCCAGCUGCGAGACGCUGCUGCACGACAAGUCCGGACUGCAAGAAGAGAACCGGGAGCUCCUGGAGCGGGCCGACCGCCUGCUGGAGCGUCAGAGCCUGCUGGAGGCGGCCGCUGAGUCCCUGAAGCUGGAGAACGGCACGCUGCUCCAGCAAUUUGACAGGCUGAAGCUCACCUAUGAGGAGGAGACCGCCGGCUUCCAGGCGGAGCUGGCGGCGCUGAAGACCCGCGUGGUCUCCAUGUUUGCCCAGUUCACGGCGGGGGACAUCAGCGCCGAGCAGCUGAUCGAGUACCUGUCGGCCAGCGGGGUGGGGCUGAGGGUGCACGGGGACGACACCGCGGCAUCCGACAGCAGCCUCACAGCCCGCCUCGACUCUGCACGCAGCCGGGAGGAGCGCGUGGAAUCGCUCAAGCAUGUGGAACUGGCGGUGGGCGAGGGCUGGGCUCACCAGGUCCGGCUGAUCAGCGGCGACACCACCCGCGCCCUCCGUCUCAUGGCAUCUGCUGGGCAUGCCGAGGACAGCCAAAGGUCUGCCAUUCCACGAGCACCUACGCGGAAGCUGGUCACCCCACCCAAGGCACGGGACGCCGAGUCGCGCUCCCAGACCACCUCCCCGGUGAAGCUGCCCCUUGCGCUGGGAACUGCAGGUGCCACCUCGGCAGCAAGCCCGGCGCGCAGGGUCCCGUCCGUCCCCUCCUCGGCUGACCAGGCUGGCGACGAGAACGUGGCGGCAAACGUCCGGCCAGACCCUGCCGCCCCGGUCCCCGCCAAGAAGAGGGGCCUGGUGUUCAUGCCAAAGAGGCGCACCACCAAACCCGCGCGGGCCUCGGUGGACGGGCCAUGCUUCCCUUCUGGAAAGCACGGCGUGCCCCUGCUGGCGCUGGACAGGGUGGGCAUCGAGGAGGACAUUGACGUUGGUCUGUCCGCUGGGCAGGGGCGCAGCAUCGUGGGCCUAUAG